This is a messenger RNA of Ambispora leptoticha, 894 nucleotides long. The record is from the annotation of a GenBank genome assembly. NCBI's taxonomy places the organism in Eukaryota, Fungi, Glomeromycota, Glomeromycetes, Archaeosporales, Ambisporaceae.
AUGAAUGCAACUGCUACCAUUAGUGGUAAGAGUAGUUUAAUUUCGUCAAAUCAUGAAAAUUCGAUACUUGAAAAUUUAUUUGGAUAUGUGGGAACAACGUUUUUCUCAAUGGAAUUACUACCUCAGGUCUAUAAAAAUUGGAAAGGAAAAAACACGAAAGGGCUUUCAGCGACAACAUUUCUGCUAUGGGUAAUCUCAUCAUUUUUAUUUGGAACUUACACCAUCGGCGUUUCUCUUUCAAUUCCAAUAAUACUACAACCUCAAGUGUCUGGUUUACUGUGUUUGGUAUGUCUCAUGCAAUGUCGUUAUUAUAGUAGUAAUAACUAUUAUAGAUGCGGUCAUCAAAAAGAUAAUGAAGAAGAGAUCAAUAUCGGAGAAAAAAUAGUUGAAAGAGAAAAUAAUGAUCAAUUUGAACAAAAUGAACAAAAGCAAACUUCUACAACUACAUCUAUAUCUGAUAAUGAAAGGAGGUUAAAAUCACGUAACCUUCGGAUUAAAUGCAUCGUUGAAUUUUCAUUUUGGAUAGCAUUAUUCACGGUAGUUCAAACGGGUGGUGUAUUAUGGAUAAAGAGAGCACAUGAAAAAAAUAUUUCAUGGCCUGAAGAUACUUUAGUGAUUCUUUCAACGGUGCUCACAUUUAUCGCCUUUUUACCACAAUUCUAUGUAAUCUUUCGCGACAAAUGGUUAAUGGUAUUUCUUUUAUUUCCUCCGUUAUUUCAAGGCUUCGCUAUUCGAAUUACUAAGUUUGGUUUAGCAUUUGCGCCUCCACCAUUCAACGUUCUCGCGUCAGUAGUUUAUAUUUAUGAUUUCAUGUCGCAAUUGUCGAUUAUUCUGCUGUAUUAUUUUUUUACAUGGUGGAACUCACGUAAAAAUAAAGAAGAACAGACUUCAUGA